Molecule: messenger RNA, 4458 nt
Organism: Pseudomyrmex gracilis
Lineage: Eukaryota; Metazoa; Arthropoda; Insecta; Hymenoptera; Formicidae
Gene: MED26
Product: mediator of RNA polymerase II transcription subunit 26
Exons: 4
Coding region: 652-2280 (542 amino acids)
Biological process (GO): regulation of transcription by RNA polymerase II; positive regulation of gene expression
Cellular component (GO): core mediator complex; nucleus; mediator complex
Molecular function (GO): transcription coregulator activity
Source: RefSeq, a predicted model, not a curated record
CACCGCUUCCCGCAUGUACGUGUGAGACGAGGAUCUUUCCCCUCGCUCUCCGCUCUCGUCGCACACUUGCUCGCGCGCACUCCGCUAACGUAUGAGUGUAUACGUGCAGCGGGAGCGAGCGAGAGAACCCGCGAAGCGAGAAAAGGACGAACUAGUCUGGUCGGACGUACAUGCGGGCGCGUUCUCGGCUACCUGGCUACAUAACCUCAAUCAAAAAAUCGCGCGUUCCGGUCUGUCACAAUGCGAUCGUCGCUCGCCUCCCGCGCUUUACUCGCCGUAUCGGUUUUUCCUCGUUCGCGUGACGAAAUCGCAACUUUCGCGAUCGGGUAUUAUUGCGCCGAGAUCAUGUCGAUCGUUUCGCGCAAGCGGCCGAUUAUUGUCCCUCUCUCGAUGAGCUUCCGUUUUAAAUUCCGCUUUACAGAAUUUGCAUAAUUUUUGUUUUCCGAAACGAAGCGAGCAAUUUUUUUCUCGUUCCGCUUCGAUCAUAUCAAGCUGUGACGUAGAAAUUUCUACCAGACGGUAAUCUCUUCGGAUUUCCCGGAUGAAGACAGCCAUGUUGUCCAAGUCUUUCGUUUCGUCGACCGGAUUUUGCAUUUCGGUGGAAUCACGUGGGUCGCGGACUACCUGCUCUAAGCACGCAAAGUUCGCGACAUGCGAGUCGUUCUGGAAGUUAUCUCGGCACUGGAAAGGACGACAAUCACUAAAGAAUUAUUGGAGUCCACAAGACUCGGAAAACACAUUAAUGAGCUUCGUCGAAAGACGAGAAAUGAAGCCCUGGCCAAGCGUGCGAAGGAUUUGGUACGCCGCUGGCGAGACAUGGUUUUACCAUCAGUCCAUUCUACGCCACAGCCCACCGUGGCUGAUACUGCACCACCGGCUCUCAACGGGGCGAAAGAAAUGGCCCUGAGAAAUUUAAAGCCACAAAGUCCAGCACUACGUGGACUGAAUCCUCACAGUCCUCUGUCCUUAAAAGAUCCCAUACCUCUCAGAGUACUCAGCCCGGCGCUAUCCUUGCACAGCGACCAUUCGCGAUCUCCUAAUGCAUCUUCGAACAGCAAGCAGUCAAUUAUAUCGACCAAUAACCACAAAAUAAGUUCCUCCUCGAGGAACGCAUCUCCGGUGCUCAGUUCCUCGAGUCAGAAUCACACAACAGAGGCGGUGCCACGUACACACAGUUCCAAUAAGAGGUUACGAAAAGAAGAGAUCAGCAAGGAUCACUAUCGGUCACUGUACGCAGUCGAGUUGACGACGGAGGACGGCAGCCUCGUCAAAAGGCAGCGGCUCAACGGCGAGAACAUAAGCGGUAAUUUAAAUUUGCAAGUGCCUAGCCCUACAUUGAAAGAACGAAUCUCUUCCGAUCGUUUCGCGGAAAACUCCCACGAGGCCAUGGACGAAGACACUGGCCCAAAAAAACGCGGCCGCAAGAAAGGUAGCAAGUUACCAAAGCGAUCGUCGUUGCUUGAGGAUAGUGUCAAAGAGAAACUGGCCAGUAUCUCGAGAAAUCCAAAACUGAAGACCACGCAGGAGCUACUGGCCGAUCUUCAGUCUCGUGGCAGUACUGCUGAUUGUAUUACCAUCGGCGAUGAGAGUACUCUACCUAGUCAAAGCGUCGCGGAACCACCCCGAAUGGAGGACGUUCUGCGGGGCAGUAGCAGUGAUCAGGUGUCCAAGUAUUUGUCCUGCUCAAAUCAGAAUUCUCAGAAUCUUCACAAGAUCUCGUCCGAGUCGUCCGGCAGUGGCAAGACAUCUCGAUCGAGGGAAAACUGUCGAGAACCCUCACCCGAGUCUUGCGAGGACAGGCUGCGCGAGAGCAACCGCUCUCAGACAGAUACCGGCGAGUCGUCGACGUGUCGAUCACCUUCGCGUCGAGAUCUCACGGUCGAGGAGAUACUUGCGAAGUUACCACCUUUGGAUCCCAGCUCGAUAGACUGGGGCGAGGACGAGGCGGCGCAGAACUAUGCCGCGUGUCCGACGCCACCACCCCGGGAAGUCACCGUCGAGGAUCUCGAGAGGUUACACACACAGUGCGUGGAAGGACUUAACGGGAACUGGCAGCCUAGGCUUGUCGCAUGUUCCGACAGUGAUGACAAGCGAUCAUCGAAUGCCAGAAGCGAGGAGGACCGUGUGUCGUUUGGAUUGUCGUCGGACGUUGUAAAAAGUGUGCAUAACAACCAACAAACUGCUGACGAUAUGGAAUUUCGUGAGUGGCAUCAGAUGUUAGCCAGGCCCAGUUACCAGGGCGAUAUCCUCCACAUAAUGCCUUAUGUUAUUAUCGAUUAGUGAUUUUAUUAUCUUAUUUUAAUUAUCUCUUCCCUUUUGAAAAAGAAAAUUCUUUGUGAAAAAAACUCUUUAGGUAUUAAAAAGAACUGAGUCCCAAUCGGCAUCGGAUCGGUUAAUUAGAUUUAUUAAAAAUUGAGGGAAUUUUUGUUGCGUUUCCUGAUUGCUCUUUCAUUUUGUUCAACGCCAAAACGCAUCGCAUUGUCUUUGUCUCAUCAUUAUCAUCAUUAUCAUCAUCAUCAUCGUCAUCAUCAUCUAUGUCAUUAUCCACUAUCAUCAUCAUUAUCAUCAUCGUCAUCAUCAUUCCUGUUAUCAUUACAGUUUGUAUUUCACUAAUCAUACACACGUGCGAGUGCGUGGCCAUCAUCCGUGUCUAUCUAUUGUCAUCAGUCGUUAUCGAUAUCGUUACUUUCCCCUUCUCCCUCAUACAUGUAUAUAUUAUUAUUAUAUUAAUUGUAAUUAAUAUAAUAAUAUUUUUAUUAAUUAUUGUUGCGUAUUAGUAAUAUUAUGUCGAUUAUUAUUCCCGCUUCUCUAUUUCCCCUUUUCCCCUCUUAUUCUCACUAUUAUUCACGUAAAACUAUUGUUAUUAUUAUACUCUCACCGUCGUUAUUAUCGUCGUCGUUAUCAUCUCGUCAUUGUCAUUUGUGUCCAUCGUCUCGUUAAGUUAACGAUAAAAAGAAACAAAAAAAAUCAAUCAAGUGGCCACUAUACGAGAAAUGAAUCAGUUGAAUUACAAACAUCGCGGAAGUAGAACGAAAAAAAAAAGAAAACGCUCGCGUGAAUUGAAUUUGUUGCACGCGGCGGUUGAGUUUGUUACUUGUGAAAAAAAUGUAGAUACGAAGAAAGAAAGAAAAAAAAAAAAAAAACUAGCGUGUGUUGAUGUACCGCGAGAUAUGACACAGGCGCUGCAUUAUUUUUACACGACAUUGAAACAGCUGUCUCUCCACGGUGUUCGGCUUCUCAUUUUCGAGUGUUCAACAAAAAACGCACGGCAAUUCCUCUCUCGAGUAUUGAAUAUAUGCGAUGCUUUUGUUUCGAGAGAAAAAGUUGACGAUGAUCGCGAAGUAGACGCGCGCGUCCCAUGCGCGAAGAGAACUUUUUUUUUUUUUUUUUUUUUUUAUCACAUAUCGUGCGAUUGAUUCUAAAUUUUAUCAAGAAGAAAAGUGAAAGUGAGAGAGAGAGAGAGAGAGAGAAAAAAUAGCAAAUGCGAAUAUUAAUCUUAAAAACUUGUGGACAAAUGUAUGAAUGAUACGCACUAGACGAAUGCGUAGAUAAGAUUUUUAGGAAUUGCCGCAAACUUAUAAUAAAAAUAAUAAUAAUAAUAAAGUCUUUUUGUUGAUCAGGAGGUAUUUCACAAGACUGUACAGGGACUCUGUCGCGCAAAUGUAGAGAGCGAACGCGAAUUUUUUCGAAGCUAUCAAUAAGUUAGGUACACCGGUGCCUUAAUUGAACAAAAGGAUAUUUUUGUCUAAACGUCAUAGAGAUUUUCUACUUAAAUGUUUUCUUUCAUUUAUUAUUGUGUAACACAUGAUUUGCGGCGGAUGGGAAUAAUACCAAAAAGAAAUAAAAAAGAUACCAAUUUGUUAUUUAUACGACCAAAAAUCGCGUGACAAUCGCGGUGCACAAUUGUUUCAGUCUAGAUGCAAUAUAUCAAAACCAAAAAAAAAAAAAAAGAAAGAGAGUUUUGCCGAGAUAUUAUCGAUUUUUAAACAAAUUAUUAUUACGCAGGGUGUGUUCAAGAAGUCGCAAAGCUGAAGUGAAUAAAAUAAAUUCCGAACAAAAAAAAAAAAGAAAAAACGAAAACAAUACGUGUGUGUGUCUGGCUUGUCUCCCUUAUCGACGAUAUAUAUCCUUGUUUAAAUUUAAUUAAUUGUUAAGACAUCUAGUCCAAAUGAAUCGAGACGCAUGAUAAUGAUUGUUCUGUAGAUUUGCGUUCAAUACAUUUGUUGAAUCUAUAUCUAUCUGCUUUGUAGCCGAAAAAAAACGAUAAAUUUGUUUAAUUGUGUUAUCUCUUCCGUUUCCUCGUCAUCCCACGGGAAUUUCGCUGAGUCUCUUUCCUAGGAUUAAAAAUCGGAAUCGCCUGAAGAUCUACUUGUUGCUUAUGGAGAAUGUUUCAAUUGUAUGCGCAAUAUAGGGAGACUUACAAAUCGGAUAUUGUUAUUUAAAAAAAAAAAAAAAGAA